GUCUUCUUCCAAAACACAAAGUUUACUGCUUUUUUAUAAUAGACGUACACAAGGAAAAAUAUGGCCUUACCUCGUGCACAGCCAGCAGAAGUAUUAAGAGCUUGGCAAAAAGAUGAUUUCUAUGAAAAACAACUUGCCGGAUUAUUAGGACGAAUAAUGCCUUCUCAGCAUGCACCAAGAGCUGUUCCGAUAUCUUCUCUUCUUUAUAAAUCCUGUACAACACUUAAAGAUCUCCAAACUCUGGGUGAGGAAUACUCAGGAAUAGUUCAAGUGGACGAAACCUAUCACAAAUUACCAACAUUCAGCAAUCGUUUGCUAAGUAUCCUAUUAUCAGCAUUCGGUGAAAAUUUAACUCGAAGAUUACUGCGUCAUAUUGAAAAGAACGUAGAAUUCAACGCAACUUUAAGACCAGGAAUACAAAACGGUAUUUUAGUUGUUAUAAAAACAUUAGGUGAGAUAGUUCCUCAAAUUGAAAGUGUACACAGAGCACUAUCAUAUAUUAGUGGUGGACCUUUACAAAUUGGGAAAUUAGUAACUGGUAUUGAUUACGUACAUGUGAGGCCUGCAGCAGCAGCAUAUUAUGCACAUUUGAGAUUGUUAGGAUUAGUAACAUUGUUGCAUGCAUUUAUUUCAAGUGGAAAAUGUUUGUAUGAUGCUAAGAAGAACAUGGAACAGUUAUCAAACUUUGCUAAUGAGGUAGAUAGUAACAAGACUUGUGUCGCAUGUUUGGAAGAGAUAUUUCAACCAUGCGUUUUGCAUUGCGGUCACCUGUUUUGUAUGCAGUGUUGCUAUGGUCCUUUAGAAAGUUGUCCGUUGUGCCGCACACCUUUUACAAAGAAUACAGUUGUACCACUUAUGAAUUUUUACCCUGGAGAACUAUAGUGUAUUAUAAUAAUAAAUCUAACUAAUAUUAUAAAUGCGAAAGUUUGUAUGGAUGGAUUGAUGUUUUUUUUGCCUCUCAAGAAUGGUUUUACAGAUCUCUGUGAUAUUAUAUUUAAAAAAUCUAGUAAUAAGUGUAACUUAAUUGGUAGCCUACAUAGGCUACAAAUUUAGUUUUUUUUUUAACAUAGCCUGUUCUACAUCCAUGCCCGAUUUCAGUGAGAUCCAUGCAGCCAUUCUAGAUAUACCUUCUAAGCUUCUAACAAACGUCCAUCC
Messenger RNA from Papilio machaon (common yellow swallowtail), 1155 nucleotides. RefSeq names its product peroxisome biogenesis factor 10 (gene Pex10). NCBI's taxonomy places the organism in Eukaryota, Metazoa, Arthropoda, Insecta, Lepidoptera, Papilionidae. Gene Ontology annotation, cellular component: peroxisomal membrane. The transcript has a single exon. Bases 61 to 882 code for a protein of 273 amino acids. Gene Ontology annotation, biological process: protein import into peroxisome matrix. The record is from RefSeq and is a predicted model, not a curated record. Gene Ontology annotation, molecular function: zinc ion binding.